Carlito syrichta (Philippine tarsier) is the source of this 1750-nucleotide messenger RNA. It is a transcript of the gene RER1, whose product is annotated as retention in endoplasmic reticulum sorting receptor 1. The coding region runs from base 359 to 949 and encodes 196 amino acids. The transcript is spliced from 7 exons. NCBI's taxonomy places the organism in Eukaryota, Metazoa, Chordata, Mammalia, Primates, Tarsiidae. The record is from RefSeq and is a predicted model, not a curated record. Gene Ontology annotation, biological process: retrograde vesicle-mediated transport, Golgi to endoplasmic reticulum; protein retention in ER lumen. Gene Ontology annotation, cellular component: Golgi membrane.
UGGUGGCAGCCUGCGGUGUACGCCCGACAAGGCUCCCUCAAGGAGUCUAUCCCUGUAGGAGGUCCUGGGGAAGUUAGCCACCUGUUGUCAAGUACAACUGUCCCUUAGAGUAAGCGCAGGGUACACGGCAGAAGGGGCUCGUGUUCAGCGACCAGUCGUGGAGGGCUGCUCUGAAGAGGUGGCCUUUGGCAGAGGGAAGAGACUGGCAGGAAGAACAGCUGGCGCGGGCCGCCCUAAUCCAGGAACAAGUCUGACGUGUUUGAAGGGCCGCUCGCUUUCUCCGUGCCAGGCGCUGAGGCUCUGAGACUGGCCACUAACUCCCAGAAGAACCCGUGGGGAAGGCAGGAAAAGUUGCAGAAUGUCCGAAGGGGACAGCGUGGGAGACUCUAUCCACGGGAAGCCUUCAGUGGUGUACAGGUUCUUCACGAGGCUCGGACAGGUUUAUCAGUCCUGGCUAGACAAGUCUACACCUUACACAGCCGUGCGAUGGGUUGUGACGUUGGGCCUCAGCUUCGUCUACAUGAUCAGAGUCUACCUGCUGCAGGGCUGGUACAUCGUGACCUACGCCUUGGGGAUCUACCACCUCAAUCUUUUCAUAGCUUUUCUUUCUCCCAAAGUGGAUCCUUCCCUGAUGGAAGACUCAGACGAUGGGCCCUCAUUGCCUACUAAGCAGAACGAGGAGUUCCGUCCCUUCAUCCGAAGGCUUCCGGAGUUUAAAUUUUGGCAUGCGGCCACCAAGGGCAUCCUGGUGGCCAUGGUCUGCACCUUCUUCGACGCGUUCAACGUCCCGGUUUUCUGGCCCAUCCUGGUCAUGUACUUCAUCAUGCUCUUCUGCAUCACCAUGAAGAGGCAGAUCAAGCACAUGAUCAAGUACCGGUACAUCCCGUUCACGCAUGGCAAGCGGCGGUACAAAGGCAAGGAGGACGCAGGCAAGACGUUCGCCAGCUAGGAACCGGACUGGCUGCCCGCACUGCAAGACGGUUUUGAGCCAUUGUAACAAUGCCUUUUUUCUUCACAUAAAGUAGUUGAUUACAAGGGAGUUUAAUUUUCUUUUUAAAAAGGAGCUUCGGUGAUUUGUCACUGAAAUAUCAGGUUCUUGAAGAAACUGGCAUUUAAACCGAAUCACAUGGAUUGCUCUCUUGUGACCUUCGAGUGUGUCACACGGAUGGAGUCUGCCGACUGCAGGCGGGAGACCAGGCAGGCAGAGGCCCGCGGGAGCCAGGGCGGGUGGCUGGUGGGCCGACACGCGAGACUUCAAGGGAAGACUCGGCCGCUCUCCGCCGGGCUGCCUGCCCCCGUCAUGACCACUCCAGGCCCCCGGGCCGAUGCCGGCUUGACUCCCGGUGUGAGAGAACUUAAAGUUGAAAGGUGGCUUUCAAGUCAUGGGUUCCAAUGCCAGUUUCCUGACUUCAUCUCUCUCGAGAUGUUUCCGGUUGGCCUCUAUUCUGAUGACUCAAAACUUUGUUCGUAACUACCGUGAUUGCUUUGGAGGGCCUGGAAUUAUAAAUAUAUAUUAUAUUUUAAUUGUUUGAGAUUAUUUUGACACAUUUCUUUGAUAUGUGAACUCUGCCUUGUUUUGACGAAGUCUGUUUUGCGCUGGCCCCCAGGGAAGUGGGGCUGGGAAGAGCCGGCCGUGCGUGGCUUCACUCUCAACUUCUUUGCAAGGGUGCAGCACAUGGAACACACCUGCAUGUCGGCUUUUUCGAUGUGAUAAAAUACUCAUAAACAUUUUUCUAAGUGAUUUUUUUAA